This is a messenger RNA of Strongylocentrotus purpuratus (purple sea urchin), 4132 nucleotides long. RefSeq lists its product as uncharacterized. Lineage: Eukaryota; Metazoa; Echinodermata; Echinoidea; Camarodonta; Strongylocentrotidae. The record is from RefSeq and is a predicted model, not a curated record. Gene Ontology annotation, molecular function: protein binding. The coding region runs from base 152 to 2479 and encodes 775 amino acids. The transcript has 16 exons.
AGCUCAGCUAGCUCAGCUGAGUUAUACCGCGGGAAAUUUGUGUCGGUGUCAUUCUUGCACUUGCAUUUCAACUAAACCUGCAGCUACAAAUCUGGGUGAUUUACCAGUAAUUCAACUUGGAUCUCCACUUCAGUUGCAGUGAUUGGUGUAAAUGAGAGGCGCUAUGUAUCGAUGCACUCUACCGGAAUGUGAUUGCGGUGAAUUUACAGCGGGCAAAACUCAACUCAAGACUUGUGAUAACUGCAAACAUGGAUGGGUUGCUCAUGACUUGAUAACAGAGGCCCAAGCAAAGAAGAUUCGAAAGAGAGGGACCAAAGAUGGGACACCGUGUCAGAAUGGCAUCUGUGCCUGUGGCAACUAUCAAAGGCCUCCCGGUGUUGCUAAAACCUCCUGGCUGGCUGUCUGCGAUAACUGCAAGCAUUCGGAGACGGAGCAUCGCUAUCCCACCAAACUGGACAAGAAAAAGAAGCAUAACCUAGAGAGGGCAGCAGACUCUGCCUGUGUUGGCUGUGAAAUGCAGUGCGCUGGUUUUCAACAGUCAUUCGAUAGCCAAACAAGCAAGAAGUGCUUUACCUGUAACCAUGUGAUCGACACCCACCGUCCAACGGAUGCCUUGGAUGCCUUCAUAUCAGAGGUGCUUGAUGCAUCUAGCAACCUCAGAUGUCACUCAUCGGUGCCUCCACCAAAUAAACAGAUGAGUUCUAUAGGUCGGGAGAGCAAUGUUGAUGAUGAUGCCUUUCUCAAUGCUUGGCUGGAGCCUACAAACAUUGACCAUGAUGAGGACGUGCCUUUCCUCGAUCCCAACGUCUGUCAGUGCAGGGGAUUCUGCUUCGAUGACAUGGCUAGAAUCUGUAAUCAAUAUUUCGGAUUUACGGAAGGAUUGGUUGCUCCUCACAUUCCUAACUUAGCAUGUCAGAGUUGCUCCCAUGCUCUCAAAUAUCACCGUCACCACACGGACAAAGAGCAAGAGCAGCUUGAUUCUCGGAAAGUAAGCAAUCUGACGAUGGUAGGCAUGGUCAGCGUCUUGGCAACCAGCGUUCCAGGCUACCCUAGAAAUGUUGGCGUCAGUCUACAAAACGGUGGUACCAAGAAUAGCUAUAAGUUGUUGCUAGCGGCAACAAAACUCAGCCACAGAGAUGAUCCCCAUAGUAACACUAUAAACAUCAGCAAUACAACCUUCACUAUCCACCAUGGUCAUCAUCAUCAUCAUCAUCCUGGUCGACGUCUAUCUGUGUCCAGUGUCGGGGACCACGAUGAGAGCGACGAGGAGAAGGAGAAUGAAGCCCAUCAGACGACGACAGGAGGAAAGAAGAGAGGGAGGAAGAUGUCACGAUUGGUAGGCGACGUGAAGAAGAAGAUAAAGAGGAGGAGGCUUGGAAGCAAAAGUGCUCCUGUUUCAGAAAGUGACACUGAAGGUUUAGAAGAUGAGGAUACUGAUGGUAGACUGUCUCGCUGCCUCUCCAGACUAGGCAGUGACGCCAUGACAGCCUAUCACCAGAGGUCAGAGGUCACAGCUCUCUCAUGGUCUCAUCAAACUAAGGAAUCUGCUCUUGCAAUCUGUACAGAUGACGGGACUUUGAAGAUACAAGGCUCAGAAGAAUUAGUAGAAAUUAAGUUCCCAGAAGAUACAGGGCUUUGCACAUGCAUAGCAUGGUUCCAUUCAGGGAAAUCUUUAAUCACAGGGCAUGCAUGUGGUCUGUCCCUCCUGUGGAAACUUUCACACUCCCCUGGAUUGACAAUGGAAUCUUCUGUUAUUACACAGAGUGGAAACAAGUCUAGGGUCACUUCCAUUUGUAUAUCAGGGGAUGACAGGUAUAUAGCUUUAGGGCAUCAGAACAGCGAGGUCCUCAUAUUUGACACCAAGAAAGGACUUGGAACCUCUUUGUCUCACCAUGGAUUCGCUCCCAGCCCUCAGCUCCUUUCUACUUGCUCCAUUCUCUAUGGUGCCGUUCUGUGUAUGGCAUGGCAUCCAUCCAAAUUACUACUGGUUGCUGGUGGUGAAGAUGACCUUGUGACUGUGUUUCACAUGAAGAAACCUACGUCACAGGCCUCCAGAGGAACACUUAAAUACUUCUUCACAAGAUCACCGAGAAGGCCAACAAAGAAAGGAUUUCAUCAGUGUGCUGUUCUUAAAGGGCACAAGUCCUUCGUGGGAGCCUUAGCCUUUGCUCACUCCGGAGCUUACCUGCUCUCGGCUGGGUGGGACGGCCAGCUCCUCGUCUGGAACGUCUCCGACAUCGACGACGCCAUCGAGAGCGAGGACAUCGACAUCGAGAUCGUCUGCUCCUCCGGCUUUGUGAUGGGGAGAUCAUCCAGAAGUCAGAGUCUGAAUCUGGUGUCGCGACCCUUCGUGCCCCAGGACAUCGUAGUGUUUGCCUCCGAGGCCGUGGUGCUGUACAGGACGAGUGUGAACAGGAUAUGCCUAGCUAUGUAUGAAAUGCCAAAGAAGUAUUCAGAAAUCUCUAUUAAAAUAGAUUGAACAAAAUAUUAUAUGAAUUUGUCUGCUGAGACCCAGAAGGGCAUUGACUCAUGAGUUAGCAACCUUCUGCUUUCUGGGAGACAUAAUACGAGAUUACAUUUGUGAUCUCAAAAUAUGAAGAAGAUAUAUAUUUUUGCUAUUUUUUGUUUGUGGUUAUGUUCAUGUAGAAUGCUUAUUCAUAUCAAUGUAUCUUUAUGCACUAUAAGAUUUCAUGUUGCCACCUGAUUACAAGAGGCCGCCAAUAUAUAGGGACUACUCACAUGUAAAUGUUUUUCACUUAACCUUUUCAGGACAUAAUUUAUUUUAGGGCUAAAUAGAUCACAUACUAUCCCUUAAAUUGGCAACAAUAUUAUUUUGAUCUUUUAGUGCUACAUUGUUGAAAUGAAAUGUUUUGUCUCUGAAAACGAUAUACAUGGGCAGGAAUGUGGUAAAAAAAUUGCCAAUUUUGAUCAAAAAUACAAUGAUUUUGAAUUUUUCAAUGUGUUGCCAAUUGAAGGAUCUCAAGUCUUAUAUUCCUUUUUAAAAUUCCUGACAUCAAACGCAAGACAAAAAUUGGAUGCAGUAUAAUUAUGCAGACAUUCUUUUUUCCCCUUUCUAAUCAUGUAUCUGGCACAUUUUUGCUGGGCUCUGAAUCCAAAGUUAUUUAGCCAAACCGCAAAGUAUGGAAUAAUUGAUGCAAAAGAAAGAACAAAACGGUGUAGAACCUGUCUAUAGUGACCACUUUCAUUGCCUCUCCUGGAUGCCCUUUCUAGAAAGAUCUUGCAGAAUGCCACUUUGUAUUUCAAAUUGAUCCUGUUGGAAUAUGCAGUUGGUUGAUAAAAUUAUUUAGAAUUGGGGCACGAAGGGCAUAGAAAUCGAGCAAUGUUUUAUUUAUGAAGCAAAGAUAUUUUUAGGUUAUAAACAAAAUAUGGGUUGUACCUUUUAUGAAUUUCAUCUAGAACAAGAACAAGGUUGAAAUUUGGAUUACCAGUUAAUUCAUAUUAGCUUGAAAGCUUUAUUGUGGUAUAUAUAUAUAUAUAGUUGCAUGCAAUUCUAUUGCAAGUGCUUUAUGCACUUUGUGGAUAAUGGAAAUGACAUUGAAAAUAAAUUGAUAACAUUAAAAAUACAUGUUAUAACAGAGAGAGUGAGAAACAGAGUGGUUUCAUGCCACCUUGAAGCUGUCCUUCAUGAUCCAUUAGCAUAUAUAUUUCAAAUCAUUGAAACUUCAUAAAAAAUUAAUGUCCGUGAGGCAUUUCGUUUCAAUAGUAUAGACAGGCCUUCCCUAAUUCAAUUUAAUUCAUAGGAUUUUUUUCAUCUUUUGUUUGUUCUUUUACUGUAUUUUGGCUCCUGACGGGGGGUUGGAGGGAAUGGAGGGCCAGUGAUAAACCUUUUGUAAUGUCACUGUAAAACUAUAUGUUAUGUUCAUUUUUUCAUUAUCACAAACUUUUUUAUUGAACGCAUUUUGUUUAUAAAAGCAGAGUUAAUGUUAAAUUGAAGAAGCGAAUUGAAUAUCAGAAUAUACAUCACGUCACCUCAAUUCAACUCGGUUUGCUUAUUACAUUCAUUUGAAUUUCUGAGGUUAUUAUAGAAAGAUAUAUUUUGAAGCUUUUGUUUAAUAACUUGUGGAAUUCACUGUGUGAAAAUUGGUAAUAAUAGAAAAACAUACAAAUGAAA